This is a messenger RNA of Gloeophyllum trabeum ATCC 11539, 1743 nucleotides long. RefSeq names its product alpha-amylase. Gene Ontology annotation, molecular function: starch binding; alpha-amylase activity; cation binding. Bases 34 to 1743 code for a protein of 569 amino acids. NCBI's taxonomy places the organism in Eukaryota, Fungi, Basidiomycota, Agaricomycetes, Gloeophyllales, Gloeophyllaceae. The transcript has 21 exons. The record is from RefSeq and is a predicted model, not a curated record. Gene Ontology annotation, biological process: carbohydrate metabolic process.
UAUCCUUGAAGUAGGCGUUCAGUGGCAAGCAAGAUGAAGAUGAGGAUACCGACGAUACUCGGUGUCGUCCUCGGACUUGCCGUUCGGGGUCAUGCGACGCCCACUGGUAAUAAAACUGUCAUUGUUCAGAUGUUCGAAUGGAACUGGGACAGUCUCGCGGCGGAGUGCACGAACUUCCUAGGACCCGCCGGUUAUGGCUUCGUCCAAGCGAGCCCCGCACAGGAGCACAUCACCGGGAGUCAGUGGUGGACCGACUACCAGCCCGUCUCGUACACCCUCACCAGCAAGCGCGGGAACAGGCAGCAGUACCAGAACAUGGUCACUACGUGCCAUGCCGCGGGCGUGCGCGUCAUAGCCGACACCAUAUUCAACCACAUGUCCGGCUCGGACUCUGGCACCGGAACCGCUGGCACCAGUUUCACACAUUACAACUACCCCGGGACAUACGAGUACCAGGACUUCCACCACGACUGCGGUGAGGCGGACGGGAAUAUCGACAACUACGAUAACCGUACCGAGGUGCAGGUGUGCCAGCUUGACGGUCUAGCCGAUCUAGAUACGGAAUCCGAGGACGUGCGCAGCACGCUCGCCGCGUACGGGAACGACCUCAUCGGUCUCGGCGUCGACGGGCUGCGGCUCGACGCUGCUAAACACAUUGCUGCCACCUCCCUCGCCAACAUCACCAGCCGGCUCACCGGGUCGCCCUACAUCACCUCCGAGACCAUCUGGGGAUCGGGCGAGCCCAUCCAGCCGAGCGAGUAUGUCGGUAUUGGCGAUGCGCAGGAGUUCCGCUACACUACCGCGCUGAAGAACGCGUUCACGGGCGGCGGAAUUUCUAGCUUGGAAGACCUCGACGACCAGGGAUGGGUCGCGUCCAACAAGGCGAACGUGUUCGUCGCGAACCACGACACAGAGCGCAAUGGAAACUCGUUGAAUUACAACUCGGGGAACAACGCUUACGUCCUCGCUACUAUUUUCUCGCUGGCGCACCCGUACGGCACGCCGACCGUUCUCUCGAGCUACUCUUUCUCCACCACGGACGACGGCUCCCCCAACAGCGGCGCGGGGACGUGCUCCGGUACUGGCGGCGCGAACGGCUGGCUCUGCCAACACCGCUGGAUCGCCUUCUCCGGCAUGACUGGGUUCAGGAACAACGUCGGCUCUGCGGCGCUCACGAACUGGGUGUCGCCUGGCUCGAACCAGAUUGCUUUUGGCAGAGGCUCGGCAGGCUUCGUGGUCAUUAAUAACCAGGCGUCGAGCUGGACGGGCACCUUCGCCACUUCUUUGCCCGCGGGGACGUACUGCGACGUCGUGCACGGGAACUCGUCGGGCGGGGUGUGCUCGGCCUCUGCUAUUACCGUCGCGUCGGACGGCACGUUCUCCGCGACGGUGAACCCGUACGACGCGCUGGCGAUACAUACCGGCUCGAAAGGCACGGGGUCGAGUGUUACGACUGUGGCAGUUACGUUUGACGAAACGGCGACGACGACCUACGGAGAGAACAUCUUCGUCACCGGGAGCAUCUCGCAGCUGGGCUCGUGGAGCACUACGAACGCGAUCGCGCUCAGCUCGGCGAACUACCCCACCUGGUCGGUAACGCUCAACUUGCCCGCGGGCACCACUUUCCAGUACAAGUAUAUCCGCAAGGAGACCGACGGAAGUGUUGUGUGGGAGUCGGACCCGAACAGGAGCGCGAGCACGGGUUCCUCGGGGAGUUUGACGUUGAGCGAUACGUGGAGAUAG